Messenger RNA from Solanum pennellii, 354 nucleotides. Its product is annotated as glycine-rich RNA-binding protein 1-like. The record is from RefSeq and is a predicted model, not a curated record. The transcript has a single exon. The coding region runs from base 1 to 354 and encodes 117 amino acids. Lineage: Eukaryota; Viridiplantae; Streptophyta; Magnoliopsida; Solanales; Solanaceae.
AUGGGUUCUUGGGCUAUACUUUUGUUGUUAGUUGCAACUGUGCUGAGCUCAAUAUGUUUGGUUAAUGGGCUUAAUGUGGAUCAUGAAAAAACUAGGGGGAGAUUUUCUCAAGUUAAUGUCACUACUUCCAGUGCAAGGAACACAACUUUUGUGAGUGAUGUUAUGGUGAAUACUGAAAAUGCUGGAAAAAAUAGGGGCCAGGGAGGUGGAGGUGGUGGAGGAGGCGGGGGAGGAGGUGGUGGUUAUGGUGGAGGAGGGGGAGGCGGUGGUGGUGAUGGUGGAGGAGGAGGAGGAGGAGGAGGGGGCAAUUGUUGGGGAUGGGGAUGUUGGGAUUAUCCUCCAAAAGGCAACUAA